AAAUACAAGGGAUUAUAAGAGAAUGCCAUGAACAAUUAUUUGCCAACAAAUUGGAUAAUAUAGAGGAAAUGGAUGAAUUCCUAGAAACAUGUAACCUACUAAGGAUAAAUCAGGAAAAAAUAAAAAAAAAUAUUAAUGAUCCAGUAAUGAGUAAGGAGAUUGCAUCAGCAAUCAGAUUCUUCCAACAAAGAAAGUUCAGGACCUGAUGACUUUACUGGUGAAUUCUACCAAACUUUAAAAAAUUAAUACCAAUUCUUCUCUAACUCUUGCAGAAAAUUGAAGAGGAGGAAACACUUCCAGGCUCAGUUCAUGAGGCCAGUAAUACCCUGAUACCCAAGCCAGAUAAGAAUGCUAAAUGAAAAAGAAAACCAAAGACAGUAUCCCUGAUGAAUACAGAUGCAAAAAUUCUCAAAAAAUUUUAACAAUCCAAAUUUAAUAGUACAUUUAAAGGCUUUUAUGCCAUGAUAAAAUGGGAUUUAUCCAAGGAAUGAAAGGAUGGUUCAACAUUAUCAAACUAAUUAAUGUGAUACACCUCAUUGAUAGAAUGAAAGAUAAAAAUCAUGUAAUCAUUUCAGUAGGUGCAGAAAAACCAUUUUGACAAAAUACAAAAUCCUUUCAUGAAUAGAAUUCUCAGAAAAGUGGGUUUAGAAGGAACAUAUCUCAACAUAAAAAAGGCCAUCAUAUGACAAACCCACAGCUGAUGUCAUACACAAUGGUAAAUGGGUUUGAAAUGAAAGUUUUUCCUCUAAGAUGAGAAACAAGACAAGAAUCCUCAUUUUCACCACUCCUGUCCAACAUAGUACUGGAAGUCCUAGCCAGAGCAGUCAGGGUAUCUUUCCUGUAAAUUAUAUUCACUUGAAAAAGGCAAUUGUCAGUAAUAGGGGGCAGUAUGAAACUGUGGUCCCACUUGAAGAUUCUAUUGUGACUGAGGUUACAGCAACUCUACAAGAAUGGUCCAGUCUGUGGAAACAACUCUAUGUGAAACACAAAGUAGAUCUUUUCUACAAGCUACGCCAUGUGAUGAAUGAACUUAUUGACCUUCGAAGGCAGCUACUGUCUGGUCACCUCACUCAGGAUCAGGUGCGGGAGGUUAAGCGGCAUAUCACCGUGCGCCUGGACUGGGGUAAUGAGCAUUUGGGCCUGGACUUGGUGCCUCGAAAGGACUUUGAAGUAGUGGAUUCAGACCAGAUUAGUGUCUCAGAUCUCUAUAAAAUGCACUUAUCUAGCCGGCAGAGCGUACAGCAAAGCACAUCCCAGGUAGAUACGAUGCGCCCACGUCAUGGAGAAACCUGUCGGAUGCCAGUGCCACAUCACUUCUUCCUCAGUCUGAAGAGUUUCACCUACAAUACCAUUGGAGAAGAUACUGAUGUCUUCUUUUCCUUAUAUGAUAUGAGAGAAGGCAAGCAGAUCAGUGAGCGGUUUCUGGUGAGACUGAACAAGAAUGGUGGGCCAAGGAACCCAGAGAAGAUAGAACGAAUGUGUGCCCUUUUUACAGAUCUGAGCAGCAAAGAUAUGAAGAGAGAUUUAUAUAUAGUUGCGCAUGUGAUACGAAUAGGCCGGAUGCUCCUGAAUGACUCAAAGAAAGGCCCUGCUCACCUGCACUACCGGCGACCAUAUGGCUGUGCAGUCCUAAGCAUCCUGGAUGUUCUACAGUCGCUCACAGAAUUAAAGGAAGAAAAGGACUUUGUUCUUAAGGUUUACACGUGCAACAACGAGAGUGAGUGGUCCCAGAUCCACGAGAAUAUCAUCCGCAAGUCCAGCGCCAAGUAUUCUGCUCCCAGCGCCAGCCAUGGUCUUAUCAUCUCUCUGCAGCUUCUCCGUGGAGAUAUGGAACAGAUUAGGAGGGAAAACCCCAUGAUAUUUAAUAGGGGAUUGGCAAUUACAAGAAAAUUGGGAUUUCCUGAUGUCAUCAUGCCAGGUGAUAUUCGCAAUGACCUGUACCUAACCUUGGAGAAGGGGGAUUUCGAGAGAGGGGGAAAGAGUGUACAAAAGAAUAUUGAAGUGACCAUGUAUGUGCUUUACGCAGAUGGAGAAAUACUGAAGGAUUGUAUAAGCUUGGGUUCAGGAGAGCCGAACAGGAGUUCCUACCACUCCUUUGUCCUCUACCACAGUAAUAGUCCUCGCUGGGGAGAAAUUAUCAAAUUGCCCAUCCCCAUUGACCGGUUCCGGGGCUCCCACCUGCGCUUCGAGUUCAGACAUUGUUCCACAAAGGACAAAGGGGAAAAGAAACUCUUUGGCUUUGCAUUCUCACCCCUGAUGCGGGAUGAUGGCACCACUCUCUCAGAUGACAUCCAUGAGCUCUAUGUGUACAAGUGCGAUGAGAAUAGCACAUUUAACAACCAUGCUCUGUACCUGGGCUUGCCCUGCUGCAAAGAGGACUACAAUGGCUGCCCUAACAUCCCCUCCAGCCUCAUCUUCCAGCGCAGCACCAAAGAGUCUUUCUUCAUUUCCACACAGCUCUCCUCCACCAAACUCACCCAGAAUGUGGACCUCCUUGCUCUGCUGAAAUGGAAGGCUUUUCCAGACCGGAUCAUGGACAUACUAGGGCGGCUGCGGCAUGUCAGUGGAGAAGAAAUUGUUAAGUUUCUGCAGGACAUCUUAGAUACACUCUUUGUGAUUUUGGAUGAUAAUACAGAGAAAUAUGGCCUGUUGGUGUUUCAGUCUUUGGUAUUCAUCAUCAACUUGCUCAGAGACAUCAAGUAUUUCCACUUCCGGCCUGUAAUGGACACAUACAUCCAGAAGCACUUUGCUGGAGCCCUGGCGUACAAGGAGCUCAUUCGCUGUUUGAAGUGGUACAUGGACUGCUCAGCAGAACUGAUUCGACAGGACCACAUUCAGGAAGCCAUGAGGGCCUUGGAGUACCUUUUCAAGUUCAUCGUGCAGUCCAGGAUCCUGUACUCCCGAGCCACCUGUGGGAUGGAAGAGGAGCAAUUCCGGUCCAGCAUCCAAGAACUUUUCCAGUCCAUCCGGUUUGUGCUCAGUCUGGACAGCAGAAACUCAGAAACACUCCUUUUCACUCAGGCUGCACUCCUCAAUUCUUUCCCAACCAUCUUUGAUGAGCUGCUGCAAAUGUUCACCGUGCAGGAGGUGGCAGAGUUUGUAAGAGGGACUCUGGGGAGCAUGCCCAGCACUGUGCACAUUGGGCAGUCAAUGGAUGUGGUGAAGCUGCAGUCCAUCGCCAGGACCGUGGAUAGCCGCCUGUUUUCUUUCUCAGAAUCCCGCCGCAUCCUGCUUCCUGUGGUUCUCCAUCACAUUCACCUUCACCUGAGGCAGCAGAAGGAGCUGCUGAUCUGCUCAGGGAUUCUUGGCAGCAUCUUCUCCAUCGUCAAGACCAGCUCUCUGGAGGCAGAUGUCAUGGAGGAGGUAGAAAUGAUGGUGGAGAGCCUCCUGGACGUGCUCUUGCAGACUCUGCUCACCAUCAUGAGCAAAUCGCACGCUCAGGAGGCGGUAAGAGGGCAGCGGUGCCCGCAGUGCACAGCCGAGAUCACUGGUGAGUAUGUGUCCUGCCUUCUCUCGCUGCUCCGCCAGAUGUGUGACACCCAUUACCAGCACCUCCUGGACAACUUCCAGAGCAAAGAUGAACUCAAGGAAUUCCUGCUGAAGAUUUUCUGUGUGUUCCGGAACCUGAUGAAGAUGAGUGUCUUCCCUCGGGACUGGAUGGUGAUGAGACUUCUCACAAGCAAUAUUAUAGUCACUACUGUCCAGUACCUGUCUUCUGCACUGCACAAGAAUUUUACAGAGACAGACUUCGACUUUAAGGUGUGGAAUUCUUAUUUUAGCCUGGCAGUUCUGUUCAUAAAUCAGCCAAGCCUUCAGCUAGAAAUCAUCACUUCAGCCAAGAGGAAGAAGAUUAUAGAUAAGUAUGGGGACAUGCGUGUGAUGAUGGCUUAUGAACUGUUCAGCAUGUGGCAGAAUUUGGGUGAACAUAAGAUCCACUUUAUUCCGGGAAUGAUUGGUCCUUUUCUGGGUGUGACACUGGUCCCACAGCCAGAAGUACGGAACAUCAUGAUUCCCAUCUUUCAUGACAUGAUGGACUGGGAGCAGAGGAAAAAUGGCAACUUUAAACAGGUGGAGGCUGAGCUGAUUGACAAGCUGGACAGCAUGGUGUCAGAAGGGAAAGGCGACGAGAGUUACAGAGAGCUCUUCGGCCUGCUAACCCAGCUGUUUGGGCCCUACCCCAGCCUACUGGAGAAGGUUGAACAGGAAACAUGGCGUGAAACCGGCAUUUCCUUUGUGACCUCAGUCACCCGCCUCAUGGAACGCCUUCUUGACUACAGGGACUGCAUGAAAGGAGAGGAAACAGAGAAUAAGAAGAUUGGCUGCACUGUUAACCUGAUGAACUUUUACAAAUCUGAGAUUAACAAAGAAGAGAUGUAUAUCCGCUAUAUCCAUAAGCUUUGUGACAUGCAUUUGCAGGCUGAAAACUACACAGAGGCCGCAUUCACUCUGCUCCUCUACUGUGAGCUGCUGCAGUGGGAAGAACGGCCACUUCGGGAAUUCCUCCACUACCCAUCCCAGACAGAGUGGCAGCGGAAAGAGGGACUGUGCCGCAAGAUCAUCCACUACUUCAACAAAGGCAAGAGCUGGGAGUUUGGAAUCCCACUGUGCAGGGAGCUGGCAUGUCAAUACGAGAGCCUCUACGAUUAUCAGAGCCUCAGCUGGAUUCGGAAAAUGGAGGCCAGCUACUAUGACAACAUCAUGGAGCAGCAACGCCUGGAGCCUGAGUUCUUUCGAGUCGGCUUCUAUGGCAGGAAGUUUCCUUUCUUCCUUCGGAACAAAGAAUACGUGUGCCGGGGCCAUGACUACGAGAGGCUGGAGGCCUUCCAGCAGAGGAUGCUCAGCGAGUUCCCACAGGCGGUCGCCAUGCAGCACCCCAACCACCCUGACGAUGCCAUCCUGCAGUGUGAUGCCCAGUACUUGCAGAUCUAUGCGGUGACGCCCAUUCCAGAUUAUGUGGAUGUCCUGCAAAUGGAUAGGGUCCCAGAUCGCGUCAAGAGCUUCUACCGUGUCAACAAUGUGAGGAAGUUCCGGUACGACAGGCCUUUUCACAAAGGCCCCAAGGACAAGGAGAAUGAAUUCAAGAGCCUGUGGAUCGAGCGUACCACACUGACCCUCACCCACAGCUUGCCUGGCAUCUCUCGGUGGUUCGAAGUGGAGAGGAGGGAACUGGUGGAGGUGAGCCCUCUGGAGAAUGCCAUCCAAGUGGUUGAGAACAAGAACCAGGAACUACGGGCCCUGAUUAGCCAGUAUCAACACAGACAGGCACAUGGCAACAUCAAUCUGCUCAGCAUGUGCCUGAAUGGCGUCAUCGAUGCCGCUGUCAAUGGAGGUGUCGCAAGAUACCAAGAGGCCUUCUUUGACAAAGAUUAUAUUGCCAAGCACCCAGGAGAUGCAGAGAAGAUCACCCAGCUCAAGGAGCUCAUGCAGGAGCAGGUCCAUGUCCUUGGAGUUGGGCUCGCAGUUCAUGAGAAGUUUGUGCACCCAGAGAUGCGCCCUCUGCAUAAGAAGCUAAUUGAUCAGUUCCAGAUGAUGCGGGCCAGCCUCUACCAUGAGUUUCCGGGUUUGGACAAGCUAAGUCCUGCAUGUUCAGGCACCAGCACCCCACGGGGAAAUGUCCUAGCAUCCCAUAGUCCCAUGAGCCCUGAGAGCAUCAAGAUGACCCACCGGCACAGCCCCAUGAACUUGAUGGGCACAGGUCGCCAUUCGUCAUCCUCUCUCUCCUCACAUGCAUCUAGCGAAGCAGGAAACGUGGUGGUUCUGGGUGACAGCUCCAUGGGCGAGGCUCCCGAGGAUCUAUACCACCAUAUGCAGCUCGCGUAUCCCAACCCCAGGUACCAGGGCUCAAUCACCAACGUCUCUGUUCUGUCCUCGUCCCAGGCAAGCCCUUCUUCCUCCAGCCUGAGUUCCACUCACUCAGCACCAUCCCAGAUGAUUACCUCUGCCCCUUCCAGUGCCCGAGGCUCUCCCUCUCUGCCAGAUAAGUACCGCCACGCCCGGGAAAUGAUGUUGCUGCUGCCCACACACCGGGACCGCCCAAGCAGUGCCAUGUAUCCAGCAGCCAUCCUGGAGAACGGACAGCUGCCAAAUUUCCAGCGGGCCCUGUUCCAGCAAGUGGUCGGAUCCUGUAAACCCUGCAGUGAUCCCAAUCUGUCUGUGGCUGAAAAAGCAGUGCCAGCAGCCCCCAGCAGCUGGAGCCUGGAUAGCGGAGCCCGAGAGGCCCAGCCCUUCCUGUCUGCCCACAUGGGGCGCAUCCUGGCCCCCCCAGUGCCUCCCCGAAGCCUGCUGCAUGGUCAUUACUCCCUACACUUUGACGCCUUCCACCACCCCCUGGGUGACACCCCCCCGGCCCUGCCUGCCCGGACUCUGCGCAAGUCUCCUCUCCACCCUAUCCCAGCCUCCCCCACAAGCCCCCAGUCAGGUCUGGACGGCAGCAACUCUACACUGUCUGGCAGUGCCAGCAGCGGCGUGUCCUCCCUGAGCGAGAGUAACUUUGGGCACUCCUCAGAGGUCCCACCUCGAACUGACACCAUGGACUCCAUGCCGAGCCAGGCCUGGAAUGCAGAUGAAGAUCUUGAGCCACCCUACCUCCCUGUCCACUACAGCCUCUCUGAGUCCGCCGUUCUGGACUCCAUCAAGGCCCAGCCAUGCCGAAGCCACUCAGCACCGGGGUGUGUCAUCCCUCAGGACCCCAUGGACCCACCUGCGCUGCCACCCAAGCCCUACCACACCCGCCUGCCAGCCCUGGAGCACGAUGAAGGCGUGCUGCUACGUGAAGAUGCUGACAGGCCUCGGGGCCUGCACCGCAAGGCCUCGCUGCCCCCAGGGAGCGCCAAGGAAGAGCAGGCCCGCAUGGCCUGGGAACACGGCCGAGGGGAACAGUGAGGGGCAAGGAGGCGGCUGGGACGCCGCCCUCUGUGAGCA
Molecule: messenger RNA, 6921 nt
Organism: Acinonyx jubatus (cheetah)
Lineage: Eukaryota; Metazoa; Chordata; Mammalia; Carnivora; Felidae
Gene: DOCK3
Product: dedicator of cytokinesis 3
Exons: 52
Coding region: 751-6882 (2043 amino acids)
Biological process (GO): small GTPase-mediated signal transduction
Cellular component (GO): plasma membrane; cytoplasm
Molecular function (GO): small GTPase binding; GTPase activator activity; guanyl-nucleotide exchange factor activity
Source: RefSeq, a predicted model, not a curated record